UAGCCUGUUUGGUUUGCCGGUUGAACUCAUCUGGCAUCAGGUGAAUCCGCCAGAAGCAGAAUGGGUUCGUGCGACACAUUUUGCGGAGCGACUUGAUCCGUCACGAUUGGCUUACCAUUAUCUCUCCGUGGAGGCACUCGAUCGAUGGCGGACGACGGUGCUAUUCCAUACUAUGAACCAGCUAGAACCAAACUAGAAACAAUAUUACCAGCUUUCGAUGUAGGAUCGGAUCAUUCCGGAUCUUGUGAUGCCGCAAACCAAAUAGCCUAGACAGGAGUGAACGAGUUGGUGCUUGAAACACUUUAAAUAUUGGGCCCAAAUGCAUGACAAGACCAAAUGGCCAAGCACAUCAGUGUCCUGCUACUGAUGGCUGUGGCGCUCGCCGCAACCAUGGCCGAGCCGUCGACGGCGACCAGGAAGCUCAUGUUCCUGGUCCAGCCACAGCCGAACCUCCUCACGUACCACAACGGCGCCGUGCUGAGCGGCGACAUCCCCGUCUCCAUCCUCUGGUACGGCCGCUUCACGCCGGCGCAGAAGGCCGUCGUCUCCGACUUCCUCUUCUCCCUCUCUGCCGCGCCGCCGCAGGAGCCGUCGUCUUCGUCGUCGUCGUCGUCCCCCGCGCCGUCCGUUGCCCAGUGGUGGAGCAACAUCAACCAGCUCUACCUCUCCAAGGCGGCGGCGGCGGCCGUCAGCAAGAAGAACGGCGCGCAGGGCGGCGCCAAGCGGAACGCGCGGGGGGUCCUGUCGGGCCAGGUCACCGACGAGGGCUGCUCGCUGGGGAAGAGCCUGAAGCUGUCCCAGCUUCCAUCGCUGGCGGCGGCGGCCGCGGCACGCCCCGCCGCCAAGAAGGACCAGGGCGGCGGCGGCGUCGUGCUGGUGCUCACGGCGCGGGACGUGGCCGUGGAGGGCUUCUGCAUGAGCCGGUGCGGCCACCACGGUUCGUACUCGUACGACGGCGGCGCGCGGUCCGGCUCCCGGUCCCGUCGCGCGGCGGCGGCGGCGUACGCGUGGGUGGGCAACCCCGUCGACCAGUGCCCGGGCCAGUGCGCGUGGCCGUUCCACCAGCCGGCGUACGGGCCGCAGGCGCCGCCGCCGCUGGUGCCGCCCAGCGGGGACGCGGGCAUGGACGGCGUGGUGAUCAACGUGGCCAGCAUGGUCGCCGGCGCCGUGACCAACUGAUGCCGUUCGGCGACGGGUUCUACCAGGGCGACCGCGGCGCACCGCUGGAGGCCGCCACGGCGUGCGCCGGCGUGUACGGCAAGGGCGCGUACCCUGGGUACGCCGGGCGGCUGCUCGUGGACGGCGCGACGGGCGCCAGCUACAACGCGCACGGCGCGCGCGGGAGGAAGUACCUGCUCCCGGCGCUGUUCAACCCCGACACGUCGGCGUGCUCCACGCUGGUGUAGCCACAAGUGACGGAUCUCAAGCUUUUUCAUGUUGGUAUAUAUAUGUAUUAUUAUGUAUAUAUGUAAAUACUGAACAGUACAUACAGUAUGGAUCAUCGUAUACGUAACGUGUUGUCGUGUCGGGCAGUGCUAAAAUAAAAAGGCAAAGGACGUGUGGUUCAAGCUUUA
Molecule: messenger RNA, 1574 nt
Organism: Sorghum bicolor (sorghum)
Lineage: Eukaryota; Viridiplantae; Streptophyta; Magnoliopsida; Poales; Poaceae
Product: spidroin-1
Exons: 2
Coding region: 324-1406 (360 amino acids)
Source: RefSeq, a predicted model, not a curated record